Messenger RNA from Candoia aspera, 1556 nucleotides. RefSeq names its product solute carrier family 38 member 6 (gene SLC38A6). Gene Ontology annotation, molecular function: L-glutamine transmembrane transporter activity. The transcript has 16 exons. Gene Ontology annotation, biological process: L-glutamine transport; amino acid transmembrane transport. NCBI's taxonomy places the organism in Eukaryota, Metazoa, Chordata, Lepidosauria, Squamata, Candoiidae. Gene Ontology annotation, cellular component: plasma membrane. The coding region runs from base 76 to 1443 and encodes 455 amino acids. The record is from RefSeq and is a predicted model, not a curated record.
GCCGAUCGUGAGCACCGGCUGACUGGAAGGCUGCGGCGGGUCUUGUUAUUCCAGCCCUUGCUCUCCCAGCGCGCCAUGGAGCAGCCGCCGGUCUGCAGAGUCAAUUCCGAGCCGGGGUGGUAUUUGUCGGCUCAGGACUUGGAAGAGGGUGCCCCACUCCUCUCGCCCCAGGACACGACACCGCUGAAUCAUGCAUCAACUGGUACCUCCUUUGGCUUCUCUGUAUUUAAUUUAAUGAAUGCUAUCAUGGGAAGUGGGAUUCUUAGUUUGGCGUAUGUCAUGUCCAAGACAGGGAUCAUUGGAUUUAGUGUGUUGCUGUUAAUUGUUGCUACCCUUGCAUCUUAUUCUAUAUUUCUGCUGCUUAGUAUGUGCAUUUACACUGCUGUCACUUCUUAUGAAGAUCUUGGUCUCUUUGCAUUUGGUUCACCUGGAAAGGUUGUUGUGGCCAGUACAAUCAUCAUACAGAACAUUGGAGCUAUGUCUUCUUAUCUUUAUGUUAUUAAGUCCGAACUUCCGGGUGCUAUUGCAGGACUUCUGAAUGGAGACCAUAGCAGUUCCUGGUAUCUUGAUGGAAGGUUACUGCUGCUGAUUACCUCAGUUUGCAUUGUCUUCCCUCUAGCACUUCUUCCUAAAAUUGGCUUUCUUGGCUACACAAGUAGUUUAUCAUUUUUCUUUAUGGUGUACUUCGCUCUUGUGAUCAUAAUUAAAAAGUGGUCAAUUCCUUGUCCUCUGCCACUAAACUUUGCAACAGUGUUCUCCCAGGUUUCAAAUUCUACUGGAGACUGCAAUGCACAACUUUUUAAUUUCUCCAAAGAGAGUGCUUAUGCCAUUCCAACUAUGGCGUUCUCAUUUCUCUGCCAUACAUCAGUACUGCCAAUUUAUUGCGAGCUCCAAAGUCCAUCCAAAAGCAGGAUGCAAAAGGUUGCCAACACAGGAAUUGCUCUCAGCUUUCUAGUUUAUUUUCUGUCAGCGCUAUUUGGAUACCUCACUUUUUACAACCAUGUGGAUUCAGAAUUGCUCCAAGGAUACAGCAAGUACUUGCCCCAUGAUAUGGUCAUCAUGACAGUAAAACUGGGAAUCUUCUUUGCUGUGCUGUUGACAGUGCCUCUAAUUCACUUUCCUGCAAGAAAAGCUGUAAUGAUGGUAUUUUUUUCACAUCUUCCUUUCUCCUUGAUCCACCACAUUUUCAUCACUUUAGUACUCAAUGCAACCGUUGUCUUCCUCGCAAUGUACGUGCCUGACAUCAGACACUUUUUUGGAGUAAUUGGUUCUACCACAUCAACAUGCUUGCUUUUUGUAUACCCGGGACUAUUUUAUCUUAAGAUUAGUACAGAUGACUUUAUAUCACGGCAAAAACUUGGUGCAUGCGCACUGCUAGUUUUUGGCCUCCUGGUUGGUCUUCUGAGUUUAUCGGUAAUCAUAUACAGUUGGGUCCACCAGUGAAAGUAUUCCUGCCUUCUAAAAUCUAGAACUAUGUGUAAGAACAGCUGCUUAAGUGAAUAGUUUCCACAGUGUCUUAAAUAAAAAUUAUUCUGCCAAGUGCUGAAGAAAGUUGA